GUCUAAAAGUGACAUUUGUGCAAACUCAUCGCGAAACAAAAAUUACACGGAGUUUUUUGUCAAGUUUCUCGCUGAAAAUCCCUCAAAAUGAGCUCAAUUGGUACCGGUUAUGACUUGUCGGCGUCGCAAUUCUCGCAAGACGGUCGCAUCUUUCAAGUGGAGUACGCGUGCAAGGCUGUGGAGAACAGCGGCACCAUCGUCGGUCUCCGAGGCAAGAACGGAGUUGUUUUGGCUGUGGAAAAGCUCAUCACGAGCAAGUUAUACGAAGAAGAUUCCGGUUCGCGUAUCUUCACGAUCGACCAGCACAUUGGACUUGCCUUUUCGGGCUUGAAUGCCGAUGGCCGUGCCAUCGUUCAAAUUGCUCGCGAAGAAGCCACAAAUUAUCGUCAGCAAAACGAUCGUCCGAUUCCCUUGAAACAACUCAAUGAUCGACUUUCGAGCUAUUUGCAUGCCUACACGUUGUACAGUGCGGUGCGUCCCUUUGGCGUAAGCGUCAUAAUUGCGGCCUGGACACCCGAAGAAGGUCCCGAAAUGUACAUGAUUGAUCCGUCGGGCCUGGCACUGGGAUAUUUCGGGUGUGCCGUUGGCAAGGCGAAGCAAAGCGCCAAAACAGAAAUCGAAAAACUCAAGUUGUCGGAACUCACGGCCCGGCAAUUGGCGAGUGAGGCAAGCAAAAUUAUCUAUCAGGUGCACGACGAGUUGAAGGAUAAGGAUUUCAAGUUGGAACUCAGUUGGGUGGGCGAAGACACGCAGGGACACCAUAAAAUUGUGCCCGAUCUUAUUUACGAGGAAGCUGUUAAGGCAGGCAAAGAGGCGAUGGACGAUGAUGAUGAUCUGGAAUAAAGAUUUUUUUGAUUUUCGUUCAUUUAAUAAUUUUUUUGUCUAUUCAAUAAAUUUUCAUUAAUUAAAAAAUUUGGUACUGUUUUAUUUA
Messenger RNA from Culicoides brevitarsis, 931 nucleotides. It is a transcript of the gene Prosalpha7, whose product is annotated as proteasome subunit alpha type-3. The transcript has a single exon. Bases 88 to 843 code for a protein of 251 amino acids. NCBI's taxonomy places the organism in Eukaryota, Metazoa, Arthropoda, Insecta, Diptera, Ceratopogonidae. The record is from RefSeq and is a predicted model, not a curated record. Gene Ontology annotation, biological process: ubiquitin-dependent protein catabolic process; proteasomal protein catabolic process. Gene Ontology annotation, cellular component: nucleus; synapse; proteasome core complex, alpha-subunit complex.